AUGGCUUUCUACAGCUCUUUCUAUUCUGCUUCUGAUUAUGGUGAGUACAAUUUCAACUCUUAUUCUCUCAAUUAUGAUAAUGCUCAAAUUCCAUCCCCUGUGGCUUACGCUGGCUAUGAGUACAAUCAACCAUAUUAUGCAUAUAAUCCAAGUUUAUACUAUGCUCCUAAUAACCCUGAUGAGGCUUACCAAACCAUAUCAUACUCUGCCACAACUUAUACUGAUCCAAAAUCAAUUUUGUAUGAUCCCAAUUAUGGUAUGAGUCAGCUUGUGAUUUCUUAUUCUAAUGUGGAAUUCAAUGUCCCUGAAUUUGAGGAUUAUGACUCAACACCUUAUGGUGGUGGGUAUGACAUUGAUCAGACCUAUGGCAAACCUCUAGCACCUUCCGAUAAAAUUUGCUAUCCUCGUUCUGGGUCAAGUCCAAUUAAUGACCCCAUUACCGGGGCCAUAGUGCCACUUCCUACUAUAGAAGAGGUAACUGAAGAGAAAGCAAUCACACCCCAGGAUGGAACUGCAGUUCAAACAACUGCAGAAAAACCUCAAUUACAAGAUAGUGGUAGAGAUCAGACAAGGGAAGUUGAAGAAAACAACCAUGAAGAUGAAGACAGUGAGAGUGAGGGAGGUGAUCAUGAAGAUGACUACCAUGUUGUGUCUGGUGUUGGAAGUGGGUUUGGUGAAGGGUACAGUGGAGGACAGGGUUAUGAGCAUGAGAAUCAAGUGGCUCCUCAAUAUCCUAGUGGAUAUGGGUUGGAAGCUGUGGAUAUUUGUGAAAGCUUGUUCGGGUAUUGGCCUUGUUUGGAACGUAUGAAGAAGAAAGAAUGUUAUUGUAAAGAAUUGGCUUCCAGAGGAAACAAUUGUCAGGAGAACAUGUGGCAAGGUACUGCAGAUUAUCUAUUUGGGAGUCCAUAUCCUUAUGGUGAAAGGGGGGAAGAUGGAAGCGGCUAUGGAGGAGAACUUGUCUAUGGCUAUCAAAGGCACUAUCCAAUGCAAACACAGUACAAACAGAUUGAUGAUCAUAAUCGUGAGUCUUGGUGA
Messenger RNA from Sphenostylis stenocarpa, 1035 nucleotides. The record is from the annotation of a GenBank genome assembly. Lineage: Eukaryota; Viridiplantae; Streptophyta; Magnoliopsida; Fabales; Fabaceae.